Molecule: messenger RNA, 1478 nt
Organism: Marchantia polymorpha subsp. ruderalis
Lineage: Eukaryota; Viridiplantae; Streptophyta; Marchantiopsida; Marchantiales; Marchantiaceae
Source: the annotation of a GenBank genome assembly
GAGGAGGCAACUCAUUUCCUGUUCACUUUUCUCCUUUUGAGUACGCCAGGUUUCGUCGUCGUGGCUUCAGUCAAUGUGAGGACGAUUUCCGGGCCGGGCUAGGCCCGCGAGAUUUCGCGGACCAUGGUUGUUGUUGCAUUAGGGGCUCCAUGCGAGUGGCGUGGCGGAGGAACACUUGAAGACAACGGUGCUCAUUGUUUACUGUGAAGGAGAUUCUGUUCCAUCUAUUUCAAGCGGAGGGCAAUCUCGGAGUUCAUGUGCUCGAAAGCCCAAAUCAUUAUUUGGGCACCACUUGGAGUUGACGUAGCAUCGUUCUCAAAUCUGACGGUCCCGGGUAUGGGAAGUUGGCUCCUGAGGACACAAGGCUCAUUUGCAUUCAUCUCGGUUUUGCCCAAACCUGGUCAUGAGAUCCAUGGGUGAAUCAUGCUUGUUUCUUUUAUGUCUUGAUCAUAGAAGCUCGAUACAUCCUGCGCAUAUCACAUCAAACGCUAUCUCCAGGUGGGGCCUCCGUUCUCCGCCUCAGCAUUGGAAAUGUUUUCUUGACCAGCGUGGAAGGAAAUGCACGCUCCUAAGGAGAGGAUUCCCUAUAAGCCUCAAGCUUCCUGAAUGGUUGGGUAGAGGGAGAGUCUGGGAAUUGCCCGCCGGCUUUCAAGCACGAGCAUUUUGUCUUACUCUUCCGCGCUGUCUAAAUUUGAUACGCUCAUGUCGAGUCGGGAAUCGGUCGCCACUGUCUGCACGUCCGGCACUUGCAAGAUCAGCGCUCUUUUUGUUGCACGCAGCUCCGAUGUGGAGGAUAUUCAACUAUAUUGUGCAUAUUGUGAAAGAUACACCGACAUCGCCUCGCCAUCCUUCGACGUGUUUCACCGAGAGAUGUGCCAUGGUGGAUUCCCGUUGCUCAGGUUCUCCAGAGCUGACAUUAAGCCCUGUGCUGCGCUGCUCUUGUAACCAGCGGAUGGGAAUCACCUACUCCCUAUUUCUGUCGCACAAAACUUGCUCUUUUCAUACGGUUCAGGACCGAUAUGAAUCAAAUGUUUCUGCCAUAAUCUCAACUAUGAUCUAUCGAGGUCUGUCUCUAAAAAGGAAGCAAAGGUCUUUUACUUCACACGGUCAAGGUGAUGGACAAUCAUGAACGCCGGUCAGAAUACCUGGUGGUAGGUUUGGGCUGUUUUUCUUUUCAUGAGAAUGAAGCACAGAAGGCGGCACAAGCUCAAAGGUACGAAUAGGAAUCUAUGUGUCGAAGAGCAACUUGUCCAUAACUGAGCCAGAACCUCACUUUGCUUUCCAGACAUAAGGAUUGUCGUUCAAUGAUGAGGAGAUAUUUCUAAUGAAAGCAAAUUGUUGUUCUUGAGCCUGGACAUGGCCACGCAAUAAGAGAAUUGCUGUUGAUCCUGCCACAAAGCGUUGAGUUCGGUCGUUCGCCGGAGCGAAGACCAAACACGUACAUGGCUUGGUGGCACGGGUCAAACAAAACUCAAGGC